This is a messenger RNA of Nicotiana attenuata, 1107 nucleotides long. RefSeq lists its product as uncharacterized. The transcript is spliced from 2 exons. The coding region runs from base 1 to 1107 and encodes 368 amino acids. NCBI's taxonomy places the organism in Eukaryota, Viridiplantae, Streptophyta, Magnoliopsida, Solanales, Solanaceae. The record is from RefSeq and is a predicted model, not a curated record.
AUGGCUGAGGAUCAAACAAUCCCUCCUACCACUGAAGAGAAAAACCUCGAUUUCUCUUCAUCCUCUAUCCCUUUCUCUACUCCCUCUGACUCUAAUCCUCCUGUAAGUGUUGAGAACUCAGACAACCCUAAGAACGAAAGCAUCUCUCCCUUGUUUCCCGAGACAUACCAAGAAUGGAGUAAAGAUGACAUUCCAGUUCCAGAGGAAAAUAGUAAGUCUCCAUCGGCAGAAAAAGCUUCAUCGCUUAGUCCUGAAAGUGAUAAGGGUUCUAAGGAAAACUCUGAUCAGUCUACAGGUACUCCUAUUUCUUCUGUUGUUGCUCCUAUGGAACCUCAAGAGAGGGAUGCCAUAGAAAAUAUGUUGGCUAUUGCUGCUGAGGGAAUUAUUGGGAAGGAAAAUUCUACCAUGUCUGAGUCUCAGGGGGAAGAGACUCAGUCCUUGGUGGGAGAAGGCGCAAUGGUGCUCUUUGAAUGGUCUUCGCCAGAAGACACUACUGGGACCCCUCUUGAUGGACCUGACCCCUCUCCUGAGGAAAGAGGUCAGAAAUCAUCUUCCCAGGUCAGUUUCUACCCUUAUUCUUCUCCUCACUUUGAUGCUGAGCCCUUGGAAGUAGUGGCUCCUGUUAUGAGGUCCAGUGAUGAAGAAAAUGAGGAUGAUGUUGCUCUGAGUGCGUUAAUUGCCGCAAGGAGGCUAGUAGCAACUCUUGAGCCCCCUCCUAAGCGACCUACCAAAAGGUUGCAGAAGAAGGAGGCUCUUGAGUCUGCGCUAAAGAAGAGUAAGAGAAGUAACAUGAAGAAGAAGAAAAGGCUGGUGAAGGAUGGUGAAAUUGUUUGUGACAAGAAUAUCCCAGUUGUGGAAGUUGAUGAGGAAGCCCCAGAGGAACCAAGUUCCUUGAUCAAGAGGUCUCAGAAAAAGAAGCACUCUACUGAGAGUACUUCAAAAGAAGUUGUUGGAAUUCCCAGUGAAAAGUCAGUAAAGGAUAGUGGCAAGUUGAAGGAAGUUGUGGUAGAAGAGUCUGUGUCUGAUGAGGAUAUGCAACUGAAAUCUAUUGGGAAAGUUAUGUCCAGUGGAAAGUCUACGAAAAGUAAAUUAGAGAAUGUGAAAUAA